UGAGGGGGCGUGGAAUCGACAGCACCAGUUACUGAUUGCUGUUACCGUGGAGCUCGGUGUAAAUACCACUCACCCAACACAGUAAAUUAAGAUCUGAUUAGAUCUGUGGAGCUAAAAAUAAAAAUAAAAAUAAAAAAAAACCCACAGCAGCCGUAUUUCAUCGUUGUGGAGGAUGCCAAAGCAAGAAUGUAUACGUGAAUUCGACUAAGAAAAGUUCUGCCACUGGUAAAGGCAGCACACAGCCAUCAUGCAUUCCCCAAGAUCGAACAAGUUGCAUGAGGACAACCAAGAAAAAGAAAGGAGCCCGCACUCUCAUAGGAGCACCGACCGAAACAGCGACCAGCUGAUGGCAGACCGCAAGAGCACUAUGGGAGACGGGGAGAGGACUAGAACCCGGGAAUGCAAUCACAACUUGCAUUACGAAAAGAACAGUGAUUCCUAUUAUUCAGACGAUUACGAUCACGACUCCUAUGAAUCUGAUCAUUCCCAUUCAGGAUCCAGAACUCCCAGCCCCAGGAGGACAGAGCACAUGAAAUGGAUCCCCAGCAGCCCAGCUCAUAAACAAGGACUGAAGAAGAAAGUCCCAAGAAACCUCACAAACAAGACCAGGAGGCUGCAGAAUUGGGGUUUCCGCUCCCAGAGCCUGAACAAGGAGCCCAUGCCGAAGGACCUGGACCUGGUGACUAAACGCGUGCUGUCUGCACGGCUUCUGAAGAUAAACGAACUGAAGAACGAGAUGUCGGAGCAGCAGCUGCGCUUGGAGGAGCUGCAGAAGGAGAACAAGGUGCUGCGCCGGCUGCAGCACCGGCAGGAGAAGGCCCUCAACAAGUUUGAGGACACGGAGAGCGAGAUUGCUCAGCUCAUAUCCAGCCACAGUAAUGAAGUGCGCACGCUCAGGGAGCGGCUGCGCAAGUCGCAGGAGAAGGAGCGCACCGCUGAAAGGCGGUUCAAGGAUUCAGACGAGGAGCUGUAUCGCACCAAGUCCUCCCUGCAGAAACUACGCAAGCUGGCUGAGGACAAGCAGCUAGCUGAGCGGGAUGAGCUGGCCCGAAAAAUGGCCCAGGCGGACGCACGGCUGGAAUACAGCGACAGGAGGAUUAAGGAUCUGGAGAAAAACCUGGAGUUGAGCCACAGUAGUUUUCAGAGGCAGCUUGCAGCAGAGAGGAAGAAAGCACACGAAGCUCAGGAGGAGGCCAAAAGCUUGCAGGGCGAACUGGAGCGACUCAACCACAAACUCAAGGAAAAAGAAAGAGAACUUGAUACAAAAAACAUCUACGCUAAUCGAAUGUUAAAACUAUCUCCUAAGAAAGACACUGACAUCACCCCAAGAAAUAAAGCACCAAACCGGAACGCUACAAAAGGAGUGCAGACUGAUAAGAACUUGUUGGCCAUUGAGUUUCCUCCUCCACCUCCUGCUGUUACUGAUGAGACAGUAGAUCCAGAAGAAGUUGAUUAUUUUUCAUUGAAGGAUAAGAGUCAUCAAGCUGUACAGGGCAGAGCAACAGACUCUGGUCCAUCAGUCAGAAAGACACUACAGCGCAAAAUUAUAAAGGACCAAGAGAACAAGGAGAGGGAGACAGCGGAGCGCCUGCGAGUGGCCAAGGAGAGGCAGGAGCGGGAGAAGGAGAGAGAGGAGAAACUGAGGAGGGACCAGGAACAGCAUGCACUGGAGGACAAAGCCAAGAGGCUCAGGGAAGAGUGGGAGAGGGAAGAAAUGGAACGAAAGAGGAGAGAAAAUGAGCUGUACCAGCAGCAGCAGGAGGAGAGGGUGAGGAAGCUGACAGACCAGGAACAGCAGAGCCUGGAGGAGGAGCGGCGCAAGAAGGACCUGCUCUUGGCCAGGAUGAGGGAGGUCGACCUCGAGACCCAGGGCACUAAUAUCUUCUCAGAUCUCUCCAGCACCAAACCAGCCACCCACUCUCAGGCAGACCAAACACAGAAAAUCUUAAAGUUCUCUGAGUCGGUGAACAACCUCCAUAGCGGCAUUCCAUCUCAGGGAAGCAGCGACUCCAUCAAGAAGCUUGACUCUUCCGGUCGCAGAGCCAUCAAGACUGUGGACUCCAGCGAGGACCUCACUUUUGGCAGCUACGCUCCUUCUUUUGGGAAGACAUCCGGAAGGACUGGGCUCUCCAGCAAAAAGAGUGAAAGCCCUGAAGUGAAGGACAAGGACAACUUUGACACCACUUUCGGGAAUAACAAGAAAUCAAAUCUGAUGCAACAGUUGUUUGGUGCCAGUUCCAAUGCCGACAUCCCUACUUUAGAAAUUUUGAAUCUGCCUGCACCAAGCAAGACCUCUCAGGACACCGGUGGAGCCUUCCCGUGGGAGAAAAGCAGCCCAGCCAAGAAGAAAGAUAACUAUACAUUCUUUAAUGUGGGCAAAACACCAAGCGCCAACAUGGGCCAGCCACACAUUGCAGCAGACAGACCUGCAAUAAGGGCCAUCAAUUCUUUAGAGGAUGAAAUAGAAGAACUUAUACUUUAAACGGAUUUAUAAUAGUUUACAGCAUUCUAAUAUAUUUCAGAAUCGUCCAGCUAAUUAGAAAUAAUUUCUGUAUUGUAGAAGGUUUUUUAUUGAUUAUAUACAAAUAUAGUAAAUGCCUUAUGAAGGAGUAAUCUGCUUACAUCUCAUUUGUAUGCUAGCCAGUGUGUGUAACUGGUAAUAUUUUGGAAAUGCAUUUGUGUUUUUGUAGUUUGUAUUUGCACUUGAUGGUUUAUUUAGGGGAAGAUUGGAGGGCUCUGAUUUAAGAAUUUUGAGAUACUAAGCAUCCAAUUUGUGACAGUACUUACCAUUGAGCCAAAUCAUAGGUAUUUUUCAUUAUUACUGUGCAAAUGUCAUGCCUUUGAAGGUGAAAAUGUAGCUACAGGAAGGUGGGGAUUAGCCAGACUGUCUAAGGCAUCAACUAUCAGAUUUAAAGUUUUUUGUUUUAAAGGAAGUUUUCAUUGGUUGAAGAUAAAUGGCAUACAUGUUUAAUACUAUGACAAUGUUUUAUGCAUUCCAUGCAUAAAAUUUAUUAUAUAGACUGUCCUAAAUUGUGUCCCACAUGAACACAAUUGGAAAUCGUGUAGCAAUUUAUAUUUAAUUUAAAUUAAGAAAUGUAUAUUAUGCUACCUAUUUAAUUUACAUAAUCCCCCCCCCCCCCCCCCCCCCCCCCAAUUUAGAUUAAAUUUGGUAGGGCCAUUUAUUUUACAUUUUUGGUUGGAUAAUUGUCACAUAGUCUUCACUUAGGAUAAUCAGUUACAUAAAUUUAAUGAAAGUUGCGUGGGCUUUUGCUACAAUAAUUGAUCCCGGGUAAAGUGAAUGUAGGUCAUGAUAACCUAUGUUUUCACUGUACUGACAUCUAAUUCAUAAAGCAAUUGAAGGUUAGAUCUUGGGAACUACUGAUACUGGUUUUGAUUAAAUUAUUAAUGGUAAUAUAUAUCAUGAGAUGUAUUCUACAUCUGAAAGCUGUACUAUUUCAUGGUAUUUAUACCUAUAAAUGAUUUAUUUAUGCACUUGGUAGAGUAUCUGGUAUUAAAGAGAUUAUUUGCUUUAAUUUAACCCAAUCCUGAACAUUGCUUACCUACCCUUCUGCAACAUCAGAUAUAUGAAUUCUAUAAGGUUAACAAAAGACCCCUUAUCCACUGUUGAGUUUUGAAUGAACUGCCUUUGGAAACCAGAGUAUUGGAGAUGUACAGAAAGUAGAUUUUCUGUUUUCUCUUCUGCUUUCAUAAUUACAAUGGAGAAAAUGAUUACAGAAUAAAGCAGCGCAAUAUCUGUAACAAUAACAACAACAAAUAUCAAUGACAACUAAAACCCUGUUAAGUAGUUUUAUGUGAAGAGUGACACACUAAAGUCAAGUAACAGGGAAUCAACCUUUUCCAACCCGGCACAAUAAUCAAUUUUAAAUGUCAAAAUAUACAGGCAAAUAACGGAAUAGGUGUUUUAAGAUGUGGUUGUAAUUUUUUGUUUUAGUAACUUUGCUGUUGUUGUAACCUGAAUUUUAAGAUUGAUCAUUAUGCUUGUAAUUGGUUUAUUUUGUGACAUUUAUUUGUAAACAACCAAUCAAUAUUUUUGACAUGGAAAAUAUAUAUGUGUGUGUGUGUGUGUUCCAUUUCACGAAAUUUCACGAAAUUGAUAACAGAGUAGAUGUUUAUUUCCAAAGACUUGGACAGCACAAUUCAAAACAGUAUAUUCAUAAUGUUUCAGGAAUAUGGGAGAGACACAAUGAAGUGUGUGUGUAUGUGUGUAUAUGUAUAUAUAU
Messenger RNA from Polyodon spathula (Mississippi paddlefish), 4241 nucleotides. It is a transcript of the gene lca5, whose product is annotated as lebercilin LCA5. The coding region runs from base 248 to 2482 and encodes 744 amino acids. Gene Ontology annotation, cellular component: axoneme. NCBI's taxonomy places the organism in Eukaryota, Metazoa, Chordata, Actinopteri, Acipenseriformes, Polyodontidae. Gene Ontology annotation, biological process: intraciliary transport. The transcript is spliced from 9 exons. The record is from RefSeq and is a predicted model, not a curated record.